Messenger RNA from Neodiprion virginianus, 399 nucleotides. Its product is annotated as probable salivary secreted peptide. NCBI's taxonomy places the organism in Eukaryota, Metazoa, Arthropoda, Insecta, Hymenoptera, Diprionidae. The record is from RefSeq and is a predicted model, not a curated record. The coding region runs from base 1 to 399 and encodes 132 amino acids. The transcript has a single exon.
AUGUUUAAAAGGUGUUCGAUUUUGGUUGCCUUCGUCACGGCCGUGGCUGUAGCCGCCAACGUGAUACCAAGAGCAUUUGAGCAACGCGGUACUGCGAAUGUUACGUACGUUGGGAACAAUUUGUACAUUGGAAACAGGACCAAGGACGAUUGGCUUCACAAGACCGUGAACAUCUUCAAGUCUGCUGUUCCCUUUCGCGUGGUCAAUGAAACCUGGACAAUGACAACGUACUUCAACCUGACUUAUCUGGAAGCGAUUGACAAUGCGGUGAACAAGACACUGGGAGCUUAUCCAACUCUGGUUAGCGGUGGUCCAGGGCAGAGAAAUACCACGCUAUUGUUUAACAGUAAAACUGGUCAGCCUAUCAAUUUUACAUUGAACGCAUACGUCCGAUACUAA